AUGGAUCAUGCUAAGCGCCAAAGACUUGGCUUGAAUGGUCUUUUACCUGCUGGUGUUGAGACAUUGGAAAUCCAAAAAGCUCGUGCUCUGCGAGUGCUUCGCUCAAAGCACAAUUUAUUAGAAAAGUACAUUUUAAUGGCCCAACUUCGUACUACCAACGUUCGUUUAUUCUAUAAGAUUGUCAUUGAUGAAUUAGAGGAAUUGGCCCCUGUGAUCUAUACCCCGACUGUUGGCACCGCAUGCUUGGAAUACUCAACCAUCUAUCCCUUCUUGGCUGCUCCUGGUGUAUCGGAUGGUCUUUAUCUCACUAAAGCCGAAUUGCCGGAACUGUGUCAAACUAUUCGCAACUAUCGUCCUACAGACACCGAGGGUUUCGAGCCAGAGAUUGCUGUGAUUUCUGAUGGUUCUCGCAUUCUAGGUCUCGGUGAUUUGGGAACAAACGGUAUUGGUAUCCCCAUUGGUAAACUCCAACUCUAUGUUGCUGGUGCUGGUAUCGACCCUCGUCGCACAUUACCCAUCAUUCUGGAUUUGGGUACAAAUAAUGAAAAGUUGCUCAAUGAUGAGUUUUAUAUCGGUCUUCGUCAAAAGCGACCCAAUGAUGAAGAGUUUUAUCAAACAGUGGACACAGUCUUAACAGCACUCCACACUGUUUAUCCCAACCUCCUUAUUCAAUUUGAAGAUUGGUCCUCUGAACACGCAUUUGGCCUCUUGGACAAGUACCAAAAUCAAAUGCUCUGCUUCAAUGACGACAUCCAAGGCACAGGGGCUGUCAUUUUGUCUGGUGUCAUUAACGCCAUUCGCAAGGUGGAGAAAGAGAACCAGGUGUCUCCUCGUGAUCACCGUAUUGUGUUCUAUGGUGCUGGUUCUGCUGCUAUUGGCGUUGCUCGUCAAAUUCAAAGCUACUUUCAAAUUGAGCACAACAUGACUGAAGAGGAAGCUAAGCGUGUCUUUUGGAUUGUGGAUUCCAAGGGCCUUGUCACUACUACACGAGGCGAUAAAUUAGCUCAACACAAGGUGUAUUACGCACGGGAUGACAAUGAAGGUCAACAGUACAAGGAAUUAAUCGAUAUUGUCAACUAUGUUAAGCCCACAGCUUUGAUCGGUUUGUCAUCCACGACCGGCGCUUUCAACGCUCAAGUUUUGGAGCGUCUUGCCUCACUCAACGAACAACCAAUUGUAUUCCCUCUCUCCAAUCCAGCCACACAGGCAGAAUGCACAUUUGAGCAAGCCAUGGAAGCCACCAACAACAAGGUCAUUUUUGCAUCUGGCACCGCUUUCCCUGCAUAUACCAUCAAAUCCACUGGCGAGAUCAAAUAUCCUGGUCAAGGCAACAACAUGUACAUCUUCCCUGGUUUAGGCCUUGGUGCUGUCCUGGCUAAACCCAAGCAUAUCUCUGACCGUAUGAUCUACGAAGCAUCCAAAGCAUUAGCUGACUCGCUUACUGAAGAAGAAAUCAGCAAGGGCUGGCUCUAUCCAUCUUUGAAGCGUAUUCGCAGCGUAUCAGCUAUCGUUGCAGCAGCUGUUUGUCAAGAGACGUUGAAUGAGAAUCUAGCCACAUCGCAAGCUAUGAUGCAGUGCAAAUCACAUGAGGACAUUUUAGAUUAUGUAAAAGCUCAUAUGUGGUCUCCCAGCUAUGGAAGUAAUAAUCAACAAGCUGGUAAAUUGUAG
This is a messenger RNA of Mucor velutinosus, 1668 nucleotides long. Its product is annotated as Glucosamine-6-phosphate isomerase (Glucosamine-6-phosphate deaminase) (GNPDA) (GlcN6P deaminase). The record is from RefSeq and is a predicted model, not a curated record. NCBI's taxonomy places the organism in Eukaryota, Fungi, Mucoromycota, Mucoromycetes, Mucorales, Mucoraceae. Gene Ontology annotation, molecular function: NAD binding; malate dehydrogenase (decarboxylating) (NAD+) activity. The transcript has 5 exons. Gene Ontology annotation, biological process: malate metabolic process; pyruvate metabolic process. Gene Ontology annotation, cellular component: mitochondrion. Bases 1 to 1668 code for a protein of 555 amino acids.